Impatiens glandulifera is the source of this 871-nucleotide messenger RNA. RefSeq lists its product as uncharacterized. Lineage: Eukaryota; Viridiplantae; Streptophyta; Magnoliopsida; Ericales; Balsaminaceae. The transcript has 6 exons. Bases 108 to 659 code for a protein of 183 amino acids. The record is from RefSeq and is a predicted model, not a curated record.
AUCCCCACCUAUGUCCAAGCAAGUUCUCAGAUAUCUUCCAACGCCGAUCACAGCAAACAAUGAGGUAAUCUAAAAGACGGUGCUGAUAAACUGCCUGCGUUCUAAUCAUGAGCAAGUUGGCUCAGCUCUCUAUUUAUCUCUAUAGAAGGAAACCGGUGAAUGUGCAGUCACGCAGAUUUUCUUCGUCAAAUUAUGUAAAAGAUGAGCGUGCUAUGGAAGAGGAGGCUGACAGAAAGAUAGGAUGGUUCCUCAAAUUGCUAUUUGUUGGAACGGCUACUGCAGUUGGAUAUGAAUUUUUUCCAUACAUGGGUGAUAAUCUGAUACAGCAGUCUGUAUCGCUUCUUCGAGUCAAAGAUCCUCUGUUUAAGAGGAUGGGAGCUUCGAGAUUAACGCGUUUUGCAGUUGAUGAUGGUAGAAGGUUGAAGAUAAUUGAGAUGGGUGGUGGUGAAGAGCUUCUAAGUAUGCUUGAAUCUUCGAAAGAUGAUAAGACUCGGAAGGAAGCAUUGAAGGCUCUUGUUGCUCUAUCAUCUUCAGAGGAAGUAGUUGGAGCUCUUCAUAAAGCUGGAGCAGUGUCUAUAAUAACAGGUACUCCAACUUCCUCCAUGGAUGCUGAAAUUGAGAAGUACAAGCUGAGCCUACUCAAUAAAUUCCAAGUUUGAUAUUUUCAUCUCGAGACUUGUUUUACUAUAUUAGACUACAUAAUGACAAGUUUUGCGUCUGAAUAAAUGGUUAAGUGUAUUUGCGGGCUAUGUGCUUAAUCUUUUGUCUUGGACUACGUAGUUUUUAAGAGUCUCCCAUCUUGAUUAGUUCACCUUCGAUUGCUUUUAUGAAAAUAAUUGGGAAUCCAUUGUAGAUGGAGGGUUUCAACUUU